AUGUUGCCCCCUCCAGGUGUAUUUGCUCCUAACCCUCCGGGGCCGGAGAACAACACUCUCUUCAUCACAGUACGCUUCUCCGCGUCAAUACCAGACCUCCGUCUUGACAUCGACUACCCCGAAACCACCACAGCCACAGGUCUCAAGCAAGCCAUCCGAGCUCGGCUCCCACCAAGCUUAUCCUCGCAUCGUCUCCGUCUGAUCUACGCUGGUCGUGGUCUCGAAGAUACCACCCCGCUAGCUGUCUCCCUCAAGUUACCACCUCCCUCAAAUCGGUUCUCCAAGUCAUUAUCGGCACCAGACAAAGAUGCAGCCAGCGAGGAUACCAGUAAUCAGGGCAUAUCUACAAAACGGGACAAGGGCAAGGCACCCAUCCGUGAACCACCACGGCUCUAUGUUCACUGCUCAAUUGGUGAUAUUGUCUUGAGCGCCGCAGACCUCGAAGCCGAAGCUGCGGCUGUUUCAACGCUUCAAAUCCAGGGUCACAACUCACACCGGUCUAACGAUGAGAAAACCAAAGAUUCUCACUCUCGCCAGCAAAGUCAUGACGGCCAAGCCUCUUCUUCCACGAUACCCGCGCCGCGAGGAUUCGACCGACUACUAUCAGCCGGGUUUACUGCGGCAGAAGUCACAGCCCUCCGAUCUCAGUUCAUGGCUACUCUAUCUGUUUCUCGUACUCGGGAUACGAUGCCUACUGGGGCAGAACUACGUGAGCUUGAGGACAGAUGGUUAGAUGAGGGGUCAUCGACAAUGGCGACGGGCGGAACUGUCGCGGGUGGAGAGGGAGUUUCAUUCACGGAUGAUGAUGGCGGCUUUGGGUCGAACUCAAGGGGAGCGAUCGAUGAUAUGCUCUGGGGUGCUGUCAUGGGGUUCUUCUGGCCUGUUGGUUGUGCGAUGUGGUUACGUAGGGAGGAAGGCGUCUGGAGCUGGCGGAAGGGGUUGGCGGUGUUUGUGGGCGUGGUGGUUAAUAUCGCCUUCGGAGCGAUGCGCAUUAUGGGUUGA
Messenger RNA from Aspergillus nidulans FGSC A4, 1002 nucleotides. Its product is annotated as DSC3 family protein. Lineage: Eukaryota; Fungi; Ascomycota; Eurotiomycetes; Eurotiales; Aspergillaceae. The record is from RefSeq and is a predicted model, not a curated record. Bases 1 to 1002 code for a protein of 333 amino acids. Gene Ontology annotation, cellular component: Dsc E3 ubiquitin ligase complex; endoplasmic reticulum membrane. The transcript has a single exon.